Molecule: messenger RNA, 1247 nt
Organism: Bactrocera tryoni
Lineage: Eukaryota; Metazoa; Arthropoda; Insecta; Diptera; Tephritidae
Exons: 2
Coding region: 26-1195 (389 amino acids)
Source: RefSeq, a predicted model, not a curated record
AGUAUACGUAUAAGUUGUAGGCGUAAUGCUUUAUUUUAUUAUACGUUUAUUAUGCAGCAAAAAAUUUCAAAUAUUGCUAAUAGUUCUAAUGAACUUUCGUGAUUGGGUAGACUACAUGAUAAGAAUAGAAGUUGAUGAUUUUCCAAUUGCUCAUCUUCUAGGUAAAAGCGUAGUUAAUAAUUGCCGACAUAUACUAGCAAAUUUGGAUUAUGACGAAUCGAAUACACACAACAUCAUAAGCCAUUUUGUGUCGAGAGUCGGCAGACAUAGAAAAACACAAAUCUUUCGCUCAAAAAUCACUGGUCACAAAAUCAUCGGAAAGAGCUAUCCGAAAAAUUAUAAGACAAUACGUGCACUUACUUUUCCACUAAACAGUGAAUAUCUGCGAAAAGAGUACCUCACUCAAGCUGUUGGAGCUGAUUUACAGAUCUGUCCACAUGCGAGUAUACAACAAUUUGUCAACUUUUUCACCACACAUAGCGUAUACAAUGAAACCACUGUAUGGCUGCUCAUGCUCACCAAUCCCCAGCUGCUUGUACAUCCUUAUCUUGAGCAUCACGGUUUUCCGGUGCCACAGUUGUUUGGCGUAUGUGGUUUGACCACAUUUCAGGAGCAUGUCGGCCAAACGCUGCAACAUUUCUACAAGGCAAAUUUCGAAAUCAAAUUGCGUAUAGCCAAGCAAUUGCUUGAGUCUGCUUUGAAGUUCACCAAUGGCUUUGAGGGUUACCGCAUGUAUAUAACCGAUUUAACGGCAGACAAUCUAAUCUACAAUGAGGAACGUGAUAAACUCUAUUUUAUUGAUUUAAAUACCGCUUUUAUAGUGGAUUCGAAGCACACAAUCCAUAAAGAUGGCAUAGAUCAACAUGAAAAUAUUGAAUGCGAUGAUUGCUUUGCCUUCGUGCCGGAUCGUUUGUGCACGUAUGGCAUAAGCGAUGUGAAUUUACUCGAAUCGUGCCUGUUUUUGCGGGAGAAUUUGAAGCGUGAUCGCACGAAAGGUUUCCUCAAACCAAUACCGGCGGAAAUCACAGCAAAGUAUCCCAAUUUGGAGACGCUGCUCGACAGCUGUGUGGAUGGUGUAAUAAAAACGGGAACGGAGUCGGUUGAAGAAAUGACGCGUUUUCUCACAACGCUCAAGUUAAUAGAAUUGUUCUCAGAUAUUUUAAACGAAUUUGAGGUUAUGUUGAAAAUUAAUUAGAAUAAUAAUUGUUUUAUAUAAUAUUUGUAAAUUGUUAGAAUGUAAGUGAAUU